Messenger RNA from Bactrocera tryoni, 1497 nucleotides. RefSeq lists its product as uncharacterized. Lineage: Eukaryota; Metazoa; Arthropoda; Insecta; Diptera; Tephritidae. The coding region runs from base 122 to 1372 and encodes 416 amino acids. The record is from RefSeq and is a predicted model, not a curated record. The transcript has 6 exons.
AAUUAGUUUUAAAUAAACGCUGGUGCACGCAAGUUCGAUUUUACCGAUAGUUUGAAGAAAGUUGAAAGAAAACAAAAACAAAUACAAUUUAGUGAAGUCAACAAAAUUUCAAAAUUGCAAAAUGGUGGCUUUGAGUAAAUUCAUUAAAUAUUUAAUUGAUAACGAUGUCAAAUGUAGCGGUAUUUUUCACGAUCACUCUUGUAAACGGAAUGCAUUACUCAACACAUAUAAAUUUAUGUUCUCGAAUAUGAAAUAUUUCGCGCCUGUUAUUGGUUUACCCUUACUCAUGCGCAUACGGUCACUCAACAGGAAGCUGCUGCAGUCGACGCUCAUAUAUUAUGUGGAGGCAGUGUUGGCCGCCACGGCCGUCGGCUGGUCGAUCCAAAUCAUUAUUUGUUUUUUGCGACAUUUAUUGGGUAAAUUCACCUAUUUAACCUUUAUAUUGUUGCCGACUUUCAUCGGCAGCUUUUGUACAUUCAUGGUUCCAAGUCCACGAGUUCAUAGCCUGUUCUCGACCACCAUAUUUCAGUGUACACUCGAAUCCUUGAUUAUGUUAGAGAAUACUGCACUCACGAAACUAAUCGCCAAUUCCUCAUUGAUACGCACAUUCAUAUUUAUGUGUUGUAGUGCCUUGAUAUUGAACGCCAAACGGAAAAAAACGUACAAAGGCUUUUGGUUGAUGGAACCUACACCCUACAAUGCCACAGCAGUGGAACAAACGGGAGAGAAUGAUGACAAUGCAACGUGCAACAGUUCAUGCAACCACAAAGACCAAUCAUGUCAGCAAUAUGCGCUACAAGGUAUUCGAAAUUUUAUGCUCACCGGACUGGGAUUGGACGCCAUCAAAAUGCUGAUGAGCAAUGUGCCAUCAAAUGUGAACGGGUUCAUGGCGAAACUCUGCGUCAAAUUGAAGGCUUUCAAAUUACGCUCCUUUGCAAUACUCACCUCAUACGUCGCUAUUUACAGGCUUCUGCAUUGUUACUUUAAUCGCAAUUUCGGUGGCGACUCACCGCUGAACCACAGCGUGGCGGCUUUUCUAAGUGGUUCCGGCUUCAUAUUUUUCCCAAAGUUAACACUGCUCAGCUAUGCGAUGGUCGGGAGCUUACAAAUUAGCUGGCAGUAUGUUACAACUUACUUGACUGAAGAGCGUUUUGGCGACACCUAUGAGUGGGUCAAACGUUUGCCCUGCAGAAUGAUGUUUUAUCCAAUAGCGCUCGCGUAUUUGGUAAAUGCUUAUGUCAUUAACAAAAACUCUGUCAGCAAGCUUGGUGGGAUGGUCAUAAACGGCAUCACAAAUAACUAUGUGAGAACCACCCAUGCAAGCGUUGAGAUAGUCGAGCACAUUCUGGCACGGUGUUCACCAGCUUUGUAAGGCUCUAAAUCAAGUUGACCAAUAAAAAUGUAAAAAAGUGCUUUUCCAAUGAGUUAUAUCAACAAUUUUUAUCAUACCACAUGUAAGUUAAAAUAAAUUUUGGCCCACUUAAUUGAACUGAAAAA